AGGCAAACCAAUGUCAGAGCGUAAAGUGAUCAACAAGUACUAUCCACCAGACUUUGAUCCCUCAAAGAUCAUCAAGAAGAGGAAGAAGGUGAAAACCGGCUCUGCAAGCCUGCCGACGGUACGGUUCAUGACACCGUACUCUUUGAGAUGCGAUAACUGUGGUGAAUACACUUCAAAGGCGAGGAAGUUCAAUGCGCGUAAGGAGAACACAGAGGAGACGUACCUUGGGCUGAAGACAGUCAAACUGCACAUCAAGUGUCCCAGAUGUGCCAGUGAAAUAAUCUUCCAAACUGACCCGAAGAGUGCUGAUUAUGUCUUGAUCUUUGGAGCAAAGAAGCUGUAUGACUCUGGCAAUACAAACCAGAAACUACAAGACGAGACCCUCGAGGAGACAUUGUCAAGGCUGGAGAAGGAGGAGCAAGAGGAGGCAAAGCUGAAAGAGGGCAAGACUGGUAAUAAGACGACGACAGUGGAGGAACUCGAAGCCAAGUUGAAUGCACUACGAAGAGAACAGGAGAUGAACGAGGAAUUGGAUGAGAUCCAACAGAAGAAUGUUAGGUUACAGGAGAAGUCUCAGACCAUCGUGAAGAGCCAGAAGGAGCAACAGUUGGCCAAACAGAAAAUGCAGGAAGAAGAAGAUGAGAAGAUCGCACAGGACGCAUUUUCAUCUAAACGUCAGACGGAGCUGAUGAAUAUCUACAAGAGUUCCGAUGACGAAUCCAAUGAUGACUCCAGUGAUGAAUCUGAUUAUGAUCAGCCUAUAAAUAACCUCAUCAAGAGACCUACUUCUAAAGUGGUUUUAAAGAGAAAGGUAAACACUCUGGGCGUGUCAACCAAGAGAAGGAAGUAGGCAUAGGUGGUCAAUUCAAAUGACACCAUUCUCUUCCAUGAUCCACUUGGUAAUGACAGAGGCUCGGUUCAAUCCACAUUCCUAGAAGAGCUGCCACUACAAUACCACCGGAAUCGCUCAAAGAAGUUGCACCGAGAGAGAACUCACGCUCAUCAUCAGAUAUUGUUUCAAGUACAAGCAUGAACGUAUUCACAUACGACGCACCUCCCAAUAAUCCUUCAUAAAACACGAUCAUCAUAAUGAUGUAGAUGUUUGGAAUGAAAUAAAGAAUUGAUUGCAACAGUAGCACCACCACAUUC
Molecule: messenger RNA, 1149 nt
Organism: Williopsis jadinii
Lineage: Eukaryota; Fungi; Ascomycota; Saccharomycetes; Phaffomycetales; Wickerhamomycetaceae
Product: mRNA splicing protein YJU2
Exons: 1
Coding region: 11-850 (279 amino acids)
Biological process (GO): mRNA splicing, via spliceosome
Cellular component (GO): U2-type catalytic step 1 spliceosome
Source: RefSeq, a predicted model, not a curated record